UCUGCUUGUGCCACUGAGCUCCACGUGACCAAACACGACUUUGUUACCCUGAAAAGGCUCUGGAAACUGAGAACGAAAAACCGGAAGGCAAUUCACAAGGAGAAAUAGAUUUUCCAUUUCUCCGACCUUCCGUGUCCGUAACCAGACGGAGAGCUGAAGUCUGCUGAUUCUGAUGACGUGAUUGUUCUGAUAUCUGGUUACUUGUGGUUCCCUCAGACGUCUGGCUGUCACCUACCCCGACUGUGGCACUAUCGAAAGAGAGGAUUCUGGGAUAGGUUCAUGCCGUGGUUGCGCCGCUGUAUGGAGGUGUAGGGAGGAGCAGGACUCUUGUGGGACGCUGGUGGAGAUCAUGGGAAAAGAGCAAGAUCUUCUGCAAGCGGUCAAGAAUGGAGAUCUAGCUACUACACAGAAACUGCUGGCCAAGGUCAAAGCCAGCAAAAGCAAGUUACUGGGCUCCACCAAGAGGCUGAACAUCAACUAUCAGGAUCCAGACGGGUUUUCAGUGUUGCAUCAUGCAGCUCUCACGGGCACUACGGAGUUGCUCUCUCUGCUGUUGGAAGCUCAGGCUGUUGUGGACAUCAAGGAUAGCAAUGGCAUGCGGCCGCUGCAUUACGCAGCAUGGCAGGGUAAAGCUGACUCGGUGCUCAUGCUGCUGAGAUCAGGGGCUGCCGUUAACAACGCGUCUCACGACGGGCAGAUUCCACUGCACCUGGCUGCUCAGUACGGACACUAUGAGGUGUCUGAGAUGUUGUUGCAGCACCAGUCGAACCCGUGCAUUCUAAAUAAGGCUAAGAAGACUCCUCUGGAUCUGGCCUGUGAGUUUGGCCGAGUGAAGGUGGCGCAGCUGUUGUUGAGCAGUAAUAUGGUUGCCUCUCUGUUAGAGGGAGAUCGGAGAGACGGGUCAGACUCAAACUGUAACACUCCUCUGCACCUCGCCGCACGCAACGGACACAAGGACGUCAUCCGGCUUCUUCUGAAAGCAGGUAUUGACAUCAACAGAACCACUAAAGCUGGCACAGCGCUCCAUGAGGCCGCCCUCUAUGGGAAGACAGAGGUAGUGCGGCUACUCCUGGAUAAUGGGAUUGAUGUCAAUAUCCGUAACACUUACAAUCAAACAGCCCUGGACAUCGUCAACCAGUUCACCGCAUGCCACGCCAGCAAAGACAUUAAGCAGCUCUUACGAGAAGCUACAGGAGUUCUUCAGGUCAGAGCUCUGAAAGACUUCUGGAAUCUUCACGACCCCACGGCCCUCACCAUACGCGCCGGUGACGUCAUCACGGUGAUAGAGCAGCAUGUGGAUGGACGCUGGAAGGGCCACAUUCAUGACACCCAGAGGGGAACAGACCGAAUUGGCUACUUCCCCCCCUCCAUAGUUGAGGUCAUCAGCCGACGCUCAGGUACAAUAAUCACCUGAAUUUUAGCAGGUUGACCAAAUUUUUGAAGCUUCACAGGCCGUGGUCAUUAUAUGUUUUUGUUUGAUGGAUUUUAUUACAGCCAUUAACCCUGCCAAUAACAUUGUUUCCUUUACUGAAUCAGUAACAGGCUGACAGAUGUAAUCUAGACUUGUCUAUGUCUUCCAUCCCACUGCUUCCCAUGUAAUAAAUGUUAAUCUCUAACCUCC
Sinocyclocheilus grahami is the source of this 1621-nucleotide messenger RNA. RefSeq names its product caskin-2-like. NCBI's taxonomy places the organism in Eukaryota, Metazoa, Chordata, Actinopteri, Cypriniformes, Cyprinidae. The record is from RefSeq and is a predicted model, not a curated record. The transcript is spliced from 11 exons. Bases 350 to 1414 code for a protein of 354 amino acids. Gene Ontology annotation, molecular function: protein binding.